Molecule: messenger RNA, 2173 nt
Organism: Oncorhynchus nerka (sockeye salmon)
Lineage: Eukaryota; Metazoa; Chordata; Actinopteri; Salmoniformes; Salmonidae
Product: 3-hydroxy-3-methylglutaryl-CoA lyase, cytoplasmic-like
Exons: 9
Coding region: 172-1182 (336 amino acids)
Biological process (GO): L-leucine catabolic process; ketone body biosynthetic process
Molecular function (GO): hydroxymethylglutaryl-CoA lyase activity
Source: RefSeq, a predicted model, not a curated record
GUGAGGGGGGCAGCAAGGGCCUCGGUCUCCACCCUGUCUGCUUCAUGAGCAUAUUGAUCAGAGAACUCCACCAUGUGCAUUUGUUGCAGUUGAGCGUAAAGAUCCAUCACUGCGGGUGUCGGAGCCAGAGGAUCCUGGGGGAGCUCUACAGGCCAAGCGGGAGCGUUUCGGAUGGGCAACGUCCCCACCUCAGUGAAGCACUGCCUGAGCUAUGAACAACUCAUCCAGGAUUAUCCGUGGCUAGGAAGCCGGCUGCAGGAGGAGAAGUGCACUUUAACACGUGAAUAUCCAGAGUAUGUUAAAAUGAUUGAAGUUGGACCAAGAGACGGACUUCAAAAUGAAAAGGAAAUGGUUCCGACAAGAGUCAAAAUCCAGCUGAUAAACAUGCUCUCGGAAACAGGCCUGCCUGUGAUCGAGGCCACCAGCUUUGUGUCUUCAAAGUGGGUACCACAGAUGGCGGACCACACUGAAGUGCUUCAAGCCAUCCACAGAUCUUCUCAUGCUCGUUAUCCUGUACUGACACCCAACAUGCACGGCUUUCAGGAUGCUGUUGCAGCUGGUGCUACUGAAGUGGCCGUGUUUGGGUCUGCCUCUGAGACCUUCAGUCAGAAAAAUAUCAAUUGCUCUAUUGAUGCCAGCAUGCUGAGGUUCGAGGAAGUCAUUUGCACUGCUAAACAACAACAGAUUCCAGUCCGUGGAUAUGUUUCUUGUGCACUAGGAUGUCCAUAUGAGGGACCCAUUGAACCCACUAAAGUUGCAGAGGUGGUAAAGCGGUUGUAUGAACUGGGCUGCUACGAGGUGUCUCUGGGGGACACUAUUGGCGUGGGCACCCCAGGCUCCAUGGCCAAGAUGCUGCACUACGUCAUGAAAGAGGUACCCAGCAGCGCUCUGGCCGUUCACUGCCACGACACCUACGGCCAGGCUCUGGCCAACAUCCUAACUGCACUGCAGAUGGGGAUUUGUGCGGUGGACUCAUCUGUAGCAGGUCUGGGCGGGUGCCCAUAUGCCCAGGGAGCCUCUGGUAACGUGUCAACAGAAGAUGUUCUCUAUAUGCUCCAUGGCAUGGGCAUUAAAACUGGAGUCGAUCUCUCCAAGGUAAUAGAGGCAGGUGAUUUCAUCUGCAAAGCCUUAAAUCGCAAGACCAACUCCAAGGUAGCCCAAGCAAGAAGCAAGUCCUCGUGAUUAAUCUGUGCAUUGAUACAAGAAGAAGAUAAAGACCUUUCCCUUUAGCACAGUGUUUUGUCGUGUUGAUGCUGCAUAUAGAUAGCCCAUGAUUCUAUACAAAGUGCAAUAUACAUACUUUUUUUAAACCACAAUUGAUGGCCAUUUAGCAGAGGCACUUUAUUAAAACGUUGUUGGACAAGGCCUACUUAAAUUCAAGAAAUAACGGAACUUUUUUAACCAAAAAACCUCUUCCAGUCAUCACGUAUAGUCUGUCUGGUAGGAGGUGAAAGAUAGAGAUGACUCCUCACUAAGUUGUGAAAGUUAUUCAUGGUGUUUCUGUGGGGGUCUCUUCCUAUUCAUUUCCAGCUCAGCAGGAGAGUCCUGCUGGGUUUUAAACCAGUCGAUCAUUGUCUCCCUCAAAAUGUAUUUUUCUCCCUCAAAAUGUAUUUUCAAGUCCUUUGCUCUAUUAACAUGGAAGUCUGUCUGUCUCCACAUGUAAAAUAUUGAUUUGUUUUUUCUCUCUUCAAAGCAAAUGUUAUUUGUCAGGUGCCAAAUACAACCGAUAUAGACUUUACAGUGAAAUGCUUGCUUACGAGCCCUUCACAACGAUGCAGAGUAAAACAAAUAAUAGUAACACAAUUCAUCCUCACCAGUGCAUGACCCCAUUCGAAACCAUAUAGAUGGUUGCGACUAUUCAUUUGAUUCUGUAGAGUUAAAAGCACAGUAGGCCGCAGCUUUAUGUUGACCUAUUGUAUGUGCAAUAGUCAGAGGGGCCAAAUGUAUUUGACCUGGAGAAGCCUCUUAACCGUUUAUUUUACUUGAAGUAGGCGUUCUGAACAUACAUCUCUAAGAACACCGAACAAUAUCAUGAACUUUGUUGUAUAAUAAAGUAUCUAACCUCCCUUCCACUAGACUGUACUCCUUUUUAAACAAUAUACACAAGUAAAUUAUUUUAUUAAUUUGCAUUUCAAUAGUAAUGAAUUCAGUUCAAUGUGAAGUAUUAUGUGAC